Penaeus monodon (black tiger shrimp) is the source of this 1547-nucleotide messenger RNA. RefSeq names its product signaling mucin HKR1-like. NCBI's taxonomy places the organism in Eukaryota, Metazoa, Arthropoda, Malacostraca, Decapoda, Penaeidae. The record is from RefSeq and is a predicted model, not a curated record.
GGAGCGUAGGCGUGCCGGGCGGGCGGGGCUCCGGCCUCUCUCGGCUCGAUUCAGAUUUCAGUGUAUCCCUAACCACGGGUCUGUUGUGUCGGGGUAAGGAGUACAAUCGAUCGAAGCACACAGGCGAACCCAUACCUUCAUGUUUAAAAAUUCAUAACAAGAUACCUAGUGUGUAUUGGAAUUUGAGGUUAUGAGAAAUAGGAAGACCUGUUGUCAAGGCAUUGUGAAAAAUUAUUGUCACGUUGAUUUAUUCGCAAGUUCUCCUUGCAUGAGGUCAUAAAGCACUUGCAUGCCGAUGAAUCAAUGGUGAAAUUGAUGUUGCAACUUAAUAAUCACAUGAACCACAUCAAAGUCAGUCUGUUUAUUGCGUAACAAGCAAUCAGGCAACAACUGAAGAAGAAAAUACAGAAAUAAAGUUUAAUUUGUCCUUCGUUUCAAGGGCGGAAAUGUCGCCUUGUUCGGCGGUAAGAAAAAACGAUCAGUCAAAAUAUGUCCAUUAAAAUGCCGAUGGGGUAAUCACACCUACCACAAGUCGUGCAUUGGAAAUGUUUGAAGGUUAAAAGUUUAUUAAUCGUGUAAGAUGUUAAGAUUGUAAGCUCCAUAUCACCGAGAACAGUAGAUUAAUAACAGAUCAUUUCCCGCGGGAAGGCAGCUGCCUCCGAAAUUCGCGUCGUUGGUCUGCCAUCAUGUUUAUCUUUCUCUUGAUUAAUGUGGUGUUGGACUGCCAUUAGGAAAGGCCCACGAGGCAUGGCUGUAAAGGCGACCAUAAUCUGCCAAAUGCCAGUCCCAGCAGCAGCGCUGAAGUAGAGGUGUGCCUGCCUGUCUCAUGGGGUCUGAAGUCACCGCCUGAAGAUGCUGUGGCAGAUGCACGUCAGUCCCUGUGGGGGUUGACUCGCCAUGGGUUCUGAAGUGACUGGCUAGAACUACCAUGGAUGUUAGUACACCGGACAGGGGGGUCCCGAGGCCCCCCGCGUCCCUGUUGCAACCCGCGCCGGCCCCAAGCCUGCCGGUGUUGUCGGUGUCGGGUGUUGGCGCAGCGCCCCCCGCCUCGGCCGCCGUCAAGGGCGCGCCCACUGUCAGGAUCGUCCUCACGCCAGGGGGGCGGAAGGUGACACAUCCCGUCAUAUCGCCCACCUGCAGGCACAACGCCAUCACGACCAGCUCGCCGUCGGCCUCGGCAGCAGUGCGAAGAAGCAGCGUCACGACCCCGAGUGCCACCUCCCCAAGGUCUCCCUCCAGCAGGACGAGCGCCGGCGUCAGCACGUCCUCCGCGAGCCCCGGCGGCGCCCCCCUGCUGACCACCUCGGCGUCUUCAACAGCCCAGCCGAACUAGCCGAUUCCAGACAGCGACUAGCCACCAACAGCCGGAAGCCGAGGAGCAGCCCAGCCGAACUAGCCGAUUCCAGAUAGCAACUAGCCACCAACCAGCCCGUGGGACGUAGGACGUGGCGGCGGCAGAGACGGAGGAGCGGGAGAGGCAGCCUCGUCCCGGCAAUCAAUGGGAGUGUUCCUAUCCCGUCUCGAUUUAUCAUACACGCUGCUUUGGA